This is a messenger RNA of Acanthopagrus latus (yellowfin seabream), 609 nucleotides long. RefSeq names its product ribosomal protein S27 like (gene rps27l). The coding region runs from base 153 to 407 and encodes 84 amino acids. Gene Ontology annotation, cellular component: cytosolic small ribosomal subunit; ribosome. The transcript has 4 exons. Gene Ontology annotation, molecular function: RNA binding; structural constituent of ribosome. The record is from RefSeq and is a predicted model, not a curated record. Lineage: Eukaryota; Metazoa; Chordata; Actinopteri; Spariformes; Sparidae. Gene Ontology annotation, biological process: translation; ribosomal small subunit assembly.
CUGAAGGCAGUGUCUAAUGUGUGUUUUAACACCCUGCUCAUGGUAUUCAGGGGUGUCUCAGCCCCUCUGGUCUGCCAGUUCCUGUUGCUGCACAGUUUCUGUUCCACCAGCACCACGUUCAUGCGCAGGAAAGACAGCCUAGCACCGUGAAAAUGCCUCUGGCUAAAGACCUCCUCCACCCGACUAUUGACCAUGAGAGAAGACAACAUAAGAAGAAACGACUUGUCCAGUCUCCUAACUCUUACUUUAUGGAUGUGAAGUGCCCAGGUUGCUACAAGAUCACCACCAUGUUCAGCCAUGCUCAGACUGUGGUGCUCUGUGUAGGAUGCUCAACAGUGUUGUGCCAGCCAAAAGGAGGAAAGGCCAGACUCACAGAGGGCUGUUCUUUCAGGAGGAAGCAACAUUAAAAAAAAGGAAUUACACACUCAAUCAUGUCUGUAAUUAAGCCCUUAAGUUUCCAUUGAUUACAAUGUAGUUGUACAUUCAAUAAUGACAGGUUCUGUCACUGUACAGAUGUUCAACAAAGACGCAUUUAAGAACUAACAACGUUUGUAAUAUGCAAAAAUACUAAAGGUGAAAAAUCAAUAAAAGAAAGCUGUUGUAAAAGUU